This is a messenger RNA of Moneuplotes crassus, 2059 nucleotides long. The record is from the annotation of a GenBank genome assembly. NCBI's taxonomy places the organism in Eukaryota, Ciliophora, Spirotrichea, Euplotida, Euplotidae.
AUGGAUUUAGAACAAAGGGAGCUCGUGAGAGUGGAAUGUGGUUCUUCACAGCAGUUAAAUUGUUCUAGUUUUGAUUUUUCUGGAGGUUUUGAAGAGGAAACUAAGUGGAUUGAUUGUGAUCUUGAAAAGGAUGAUCUUUCUGAUCAAAAAUGUGAAGAGAUUGGAGUAAAUAAGACAAUCUGUCAAGUACUUAGCCAAGAAGAAAGAAAUCAUAAUCUAGAAGAGUGUAAAGAAAUACAGAAGAAUCUAGAGAAAAUUAGUUUUGAUAAUCUGCCAGAAAACUUAGAUCAGAGAAGAGAAGCACUAGAGAAAAUCAAGGAGAAGAUGGACAAGAAUGCACAAAUUAUUUUGAAAAAGAUGAAAGAGACCGAGAGAGAUGGUGAAGAGGAAGAACUAAUCGGCCAAAAUCUGAAGAGAAGCAUUUAUAGUAAAGAAGAAAAAGAGAUCGCCAAAAAGUUGAAAACUGGAGGAGGACAGUUGGGCAAAGAUAUACAGUCUACUUGGAAUCUAAAACAAUUGGAUCUUCUCAUAAAUGAAAUGAAAGCAUUUUAUGAAAAGACUAGUGAACUAUAUCAAAAGAUUACAUCUACCGCCAAAGAAGAUUCAGACUCUGUGCAAUGCUCAAUGGAAAGCUUAAAGGAUAAACUUAGUGAAUUUUUUUGUAAAAAAGAUCCUCAGAACAAAAAAUUCUCUGAGUUUGAAGAAAACAAAGGAGUAGAUGAACAAGAUUUUUCAGAUAGUUGAUAUUCCUCAGAUCUUCAAAUAUCAGAUUUUAAAGAUUCAGGCAAGCUGCAGCAUUGAACAGAAAGAUUAAUAGCACUAAAAGAGAGUACUUUAGAUAAGAAAUCUGAGAUAGACAAAGUUGAGAUUUGCCAAUCUAUGAUAGACUUUAUUGAUGAAAAAUAUUUACCAGAAGAAGAAUCUAAGGAAGACUAUGAAGCUUUUACCAAGACUCUAGGACGAGAGGCAUUAUCAAGUUUUGAAGAGAGUAAAGUUCCGAAUCGUCCAAAACCUAAAGCAAGUGUAUCCAAGAAGUAUGCUUUUGCAAGAGAUGAAGAAGAAAAGGAAUCUGAUAAUUUAAGUUUCUGAGAAAAUCCUGACCAACAGCAAAUACAACUUUUAGAAAGAGGCUUGAGAAAAUUUGAAAACCUCAGAAACCAGAUGAGAGAGGAAUUGAAUAUUGAUGGCCCAGAAAACUGAAACCAAGGAGCAAGAGAGGAAUCAAAACAGCAGAGCAAAAAGAAUGCUUUAAAAGGAGAGAAAAAUUUAUGAGAAAAUUCAGAUUCUGAUAAAAUGGAGCAUAUUAUUGCUAAUAUUGAAGCAUUAUUGGAAGAAGAGAUUAAAAGUAGCGUUAUCUUAGAUCAAAAGGAGCAAGCAAAAGAAAAAUUAAAGAUCGGAAGUGGAAUCCUCCCUUUUGUGGGAAUGUACAGAGAGCCACAAAUUGAUAAAAUCAAUCUAGAAAUCCAAUCUGUUAACUGCCAAAUUAUCCAAACAACUUCUGAAAUCCUCCUUCAUCUCCAAUGCCUCAUACCUCUCUUGACCCCCUCCGAACUCGAAAGCACCAAAAUCCCUUACUUAAUCUUCUCUUUCUCAGAACACUUUCUUCCUGACAAAAAAGUUGACCUGCACCCUACACUUAAUCAACUGAAAGAAAUCGUUCUGUCAAGGAAACUCAGUGAAAUUCAAUGCGACUUGUUAAGCGUUAUGGUUGAGUUCGAGCAGACGCUCAAGAGAGGAGUGGAUGGUAAAGAAGAUAAGGAUUACUUUGAGAGAGCCCUAAGUGAUGUUCAGAGACAGGUUAAAGAUAUUGGAGAGAAGGAAUGGCAAGUAAUGUUUCUGCUUCAAGAGGACAAAGAUGAGAAUGAUGAUAAAUAUUGUUUAGCAAAACAAUUUUUGAAUUUAGUCUGAAAUGUAAGCACAAGAGGAGAAAAUCAGUUGGAUCACUUAAAGCAACCUGCUUUACAAGUUGAAGGAAACAAAGAAGGUUCAAAGUUUGUUAAGAAAGUCGAGAAUAAGGACAAACCCGAUGCAAGCAAAAUAAAUUUUAUAACAUUUUAGC